AUGGUUGCCUACUUUCUCAUUUCCCUCAGCUACAGCUUAAUAUCACUCGCCUUCCAAAUUCCCUUCACCGCUCCGCCCGCCUCGCCAACCGAGCCGGCACCGCCUACAGGCGCUACAGCCUAUGGCAGGGGCACUUUCCCGGUUUACUGGAUGGUCAAUUUUGUCGGCAUGUCAGCGCUAGGUCUUGCUUGCGAGAACGUCGCCAUGGUCGUCGGACAACCGUGGACUGCCCUCUGGCUGAUCUUUUGGGUGAUCACAAAUGUUUCGACGGCAUUCUAUGCCAUUGAUCUGGCUCCAGGGUUUUACCACUGGGGAUAUGCUUGGCCGCUUCACCAUGUGGUCGAGGCAAGUCGACAGUUAUUGUUUGACUUGCGAUCGAAGAUUGGGCUCAACUUUGGCGUUCUGUUUGCGUGGGCAGCUGUUAACACUCUAUUGUUUCCAUUAUGCUGUUACUUUAUGCGAUGGAAGAUGGAACACGAGAAGAGGAUGGCGGAAAUGCAGAAGGAUCGGUAUGUGGUUGAAACAGAGGAUGGCGAGAAAGAGUUGAAGAAACCGGAGGGCAUAAAACCUCCUCUCAGAAGGCGUGGAUUCAUGCGAGGUCUUUGA
Messenger RNA from Colletotrichum spaethianum, 606 nucleotides. Its product is annotated as nitrosoguanidine resistance protein SNG1. The record is from RefSeq and is a predicted model, not a curated record. The coding region runs from base 1 to 606 and encodes 201 amino acids. The transcript has a single exon. Gene Ontology annotation, cellular component: membrane. NCBI's taxonomy places the organism in Eukaryota, Fungi, Ascomycota, Sordariomycetes, Glomerellales, Glomerellaceae.